Molecule: messenger RNA, 1834 nt
Organism: Phaeodactylum tricornutum CCAP 1055/1
Lineage: Eukaryota; Bacillariophyta; Bacillariophyceae; Surirellales; Neidiaceae
Exons: 2
Coding region: 77-1789 (570 amino acids)
Molecular function (GO): monoacylglycerol lipase activity; short-chain carboxylesterase activity
Source: RefSeq, a predicted model, not a curated record
CAGAGUCCCAAAGCAGUUGCUAACUGUAAGUUCCAAUAAACAAAAUUUACUGUUGUUGCCAUCACAAGUAAAGUUCAUGAAAGACUCCAAGUGGACAAUCGAAGCUUACUGCGGUGAGCAGAGACCGUCGGACUGGUCCACUCUUCCGACAUCUUCCCUGAGCUUUUUGAAUCAGUUGAAUUUGUCUGCGACGCAUCCAUUUUGCGGCUCAGAAGCCCCACAACCGUACGAGAUUCCCGGUGUGCCAUCCCAAGGCCCCUUGUUAACCAAUGAUCAUUUAGAGUCCUUCUGGGAUGUUGUUUUGACCAUCACAGCCAAAGGAGUCCCGAGUCUAAUUGCAAUUGGAGAACUUUGGUUGCGUCUAUGUAGCUCCAUUUUGGCUCCCAUCGGGUUGGCUCAUUUGCUGUACACAAGUAUCAAGGGGAUAUCGGAUCAAGAUUCCAAAACAGCUACACGUCCCCAGAAAGUCUUUCUUUCUGUUACGUGCCUCCUUUCGGUAGCUUCCUCGAUCGUUCUCUUCACCGAUACCUUGUAUGUGCUCGAAUACGGACCCGUCUACGCGCUAUUCCUUGUAUACGAUUAUGAGACUGGUGCGUUUACCUUCGGGGAUUCCGCGGAACGCUGUGAAAUAGCGGAAGGUCUUUACUACAACCAAGAAAAUGAAUUCAUCAACAAAUUGGUUGAACACUGGCCUCUGUCGCAACGCACGUACAGUAAAGAAUAUGGAGCGAGUCCUUGGAUCCCUACAGGUGACGGCCGGACGGGCCUCCCUUUCCUUUUGAACUUGGUUCGUGACUUUUCGUAUACACGUGUAUGGCUUCCUCUGGAUGAUGGCGAGGUGACGGCCUUGGAUAUUGGGUUUCCAGAAGCAGGCCACGAUGUCACAAAACCUCUCUAUCUUAUUCUACAUGGGCUUAACGGUGGUUCUCAGGAAGGCUACGUCCAAGACUUCACGUGGCGGCGCACAGGAGAGGGAUCGACGGUAGUGGUCAUGAUUGCACGCGGACUCGGCGAUUUGCCUAUUCGGGGAUGGGAUGUCUUUCACGGCGCCCGCAUUUCCGACGCUCAUACUGCGGCACUAAGACUUCGACAAACGCUCAUUGGAGACCAAAUACUGGCGGGCGUUGGCUACUCUAUGGGGGCCAUUAUCCUGAGCAACUAUGUUGCACGUUCAGGAGAGAAUUGCGCGCUCGAUUCGGCAGUUGCGAUUUCGGGAGGUCUCGAUAUGCGCUUCGAGGCUGAUUUCUAUCGAGCUCAGCGACUUUGGCAACCCAUGCUUGCACAGACUCUACGAGACGAUUUCGUGGUCGGUAAAUGGGGAGAGCGAGUUCACGCAAGAUUGACAAAAGACCAAAUGAAAAAUCUAAUGAGGGCCGCACACGUUUCAGAGAUUGACGAAACAGCUGUUGUAGCCUACAAUGGCUUUCGGGACUUGGAUCACUAUUAUUCCGAAAUGUCUGCGUUGGGGGAUAUCCCUAUUGAGGAGUACAAUGGUCCAUCGCUAGAGCCACAGAGAAGAAUCCAAAGCUUGUCGAUUCCUCUUUUGGUCAUUCACGCCCUGGACGAUCCGCUUGUAACGUUUCGGACUGUAGGCGCCAAUCAUGGUCUCAUGCAUCCUACAAACCUUACCAAAACAGGAACUGGAAAUUUGCUAUUGUUAUUGACCAAAGGUGGGGGGCACGUGGGAUGGCCGCUCGGUUGGUUCUUUUUUCUUAAUACUUGGAAGUGGAUGAACGAUGCCGCGAUGAGCUUCACCAACGCAGUGGACCAUUCCCGAAAGGAAGGUUGAAAUCAGAUAGAGAAAUAUACAUAUAAGCUGAUUUAAUGCAAGCUG